AUGAUAACCAAGCGCAGAUCCAAGAACAAGAGCAGAUCGAAGAACAAGCGCAGCCAGAUCAAGCUGAUGCAGAGCAAGCCGAGGCACCACAGUCCGCCGCGAAAAACUCGUCGCGCUCAUUCCCGAGCGCCAGUCACCAUCAACCAGUACAUUCAGCGCGGAGGAAGAACUCUUUCCAGCGAAGACAUCGGUUCUUCGAAAAACAAAACCCAAACUGAGGUGAAUCUAGAAGCCGCAAAGAGUGUGAACCAGAGCAUUUGCGGCGAAAUCAUCACACCAGCGGCGCAGUAUCUAGAUGAGCUACAGUUUUAUGAGGACUCGCGAUCACGACAUCGGGAAUACAAUGAGACGCAAUUCUUGCUCGGAAUGAAUUCUCGAAUGAGAGGAACUUCUGCAGCACGGACUCCUCCUCAGCAGUAUUCUCCUCAGCAAUUCCGUCCUCAAGAAUUUCAUCACCAGGCGUAUCAACCUCGGCAAUACCAUCCUGGCCACCAUCAUCCUCAGCAAUUCUACCCUCAGCAGUACCAUCCUCAAGCCUACUAUCCUCAAGGAUAUCAGCCUCAUCCCUACCCUCAGCAAAGCGCAUAUGAUCCUUUUGUCGACGGAAAUGGACUUAACCGACAAUCUUCUUCUCAAAACUUUGAUAUGAGCGAGCAUUGCCAGCGCAGAAAUUUGGAAUCAAUGACUUCUAACUUGUCUCCCAUCAGAUCUUCUUGGAACCGCGAGUACAGAAACAGGAGCAACGAAACCUUCACUAGAGCUCCUGAUGAGAGUGCGAUGUCUUUUCUCCAGGCACUGUCCAUCAACCACGAUGACAGUAUCGAGGUGAAGAAGAUGAAAAUCGCUGGCGGGAAGUUGAUAAAGCACAUCAAGUCCCAAGGAAGCGACAAUGAGUGGAAGCUAAAAGCGGAAAUGGAAAAUGAAGAGUUCCAAACACUUGGAUCUCCAGAAACCCAACCUUUUGAUGGUAGUCCAGUUGUACCGACUCGCCGAAAGAUUUUGAAAAAGAAGUCGAGUUCGAAACGGCGAGAAAGAAGUCACGCGGACAUCUUCAAGAAGGCGCAAAGUUUUGAAAUCAACGAAGAAAGCGCGCCUGCGCAAACUUCAAACCAAUACCUAAUGAACCCGGUGGAUACUGCAGCUUCAAAACCGUCGGAUACACUUGCAAGCUUCGAUCAUUCGAAUCCACUGAAUUUUUCAUUGGAAGAACACAGUGCUCCGGUCAAUCUUCUAGGAGAUGAACUGGUUGAUUCAAAGGGACCCGAAGAAAGAAGAAAUGAUCGACGAAGAAGUGACGAGUUUUUAGUUCCAAAAUCGACUCAGAAUUCGCGCAAAUCGCAGCAAGUCAGCGUGAUCACUUCGCAGACCCUCUUUCCAGAAAACUCUGCUCCCUCAAUCAAGACCUCGUCACAAAAACCGGCCAAGAAACGAUCAGGACAACUGAAACCAGUUUACCUAAAAAGAAAAUCAUCUGGCCACUCAAUGAAGAAGAAGAUCGCAUCAGAAAGUCCGAAAAAAGAGUCAGGCGCCAAGGUCGAAAAGAAUCGCGAAUUACAAUUCGAGAAAUUUCCGUCGAUCGAGGAAAUUUUAAACGGGGCGACACUGGAUCAAUCCAUUAUUUCCAGCGCAAUCGAAAGUACAGAUUCAGAAGAAAAAAAUAUUCAGGAUAUCGCCGCUAAUUCCACGCAGCAGCCGGACAGCAGCCUCCUCUUCCCCAUUGACGACGACGACAAGCCACGCAAACAAUACAUCGGCGCCUUCAAUCCACUCGCCGACGAAAGCUUCAACACGACCAUCAAUAGGACGCAAGAUGAAGCCAGGUUGUCGAGAGAAAAUGACAAGCCAUGGUCUGCGCAGCGCAAACCAGGAGACACGAUCAUCAAGCCAAAGCGUCUUCGACGAGGGGGCUCCUCGAGAAUGAGUGGCCGGGAUAGUGGAUCUCGCGCUGUUUCGCCGGUUAAAUUCGUCGGUGCAGAGCGGAUUUCCAAGAAGAAAACCAGCACCAGUACUUUGAAAAAUGAGAGCAGAACUAAAGAAGCCACAAGUCAACUUCGAUUCCACAGAGACUCUUCUGACGAGGACGACGUCAUCAUUCUCAAAGCUGAUGAAUAUUUCAGUCAGCUUUCGAAAGAGUCAGUCGCUGCUUCGUCACAAUCGCCAUCUUCGGCUUUGCCAAGUCCUAUUCCUGUUUUUCCAUCAACCAGCAAUUCUGAAGACAUACCAAGCACAAGCACGAGCAAUGACGAGUCGCAGUCGAAAAGAAGAGGGUCAAGAAGAGCUCGUAAAACAACUCGGCCACCCUAUUUUUCCAAGAUUCCAUUUGCAAUCACACAGGGCAGCGAGAUCCCUCUUCCGAAGCCGAUGAAAACUGCGAACAACAAGAAAAAAUCGGCUUCUAAUUUGCGCGAUACACGGUCAGAGACAACCUCGACAUCAACAGAGCCAGCUGCACCAUCGAAUCAACCAGAAAACACACCUCGGGUCGUGAGGACCAACGUCAUCCGAAACUACGACAGUACAGCGUCUCAUGCUUCUUCUUCCAACGGGAAAAAGAAACGAAGAAUCGGAAUAAUUAAGCUCCACGGCCGCAAUUGGAAUGGUAAGGAGUGGAAGAGUGAGGUUCUCCAAGCCGAAGGAACGUGGGUCGAAUGUGUCGAGUGCAAAAAGUGGCGCUAUCUCAAAGAAUGCACAGACCCUGCGUUAUUGCCAGACUACUGGAUUUGCGAAAUGAACCCUGAUCCCCGCAAAAAAUACAACCACUGCUCGAAACCUGAGGAAAAGCCUGACCAUCCGGGCGGGUCAAAAUACUGGAUUUACUCGGAUAUUCGACUAACAGUUGGCUCCAUUGUUUGGAUUGGAAUUCAUGCUCCAGGAUUACCAUGGCCUGCUAUGGGUUUUUGGUCUGAAAAAAUUGAAAUUGACCAAGAAAGGGGCGAGUUUAUGCGAAACAAUGGCGACCACGACAGCGUUCACGUGACGAUGAUGCCUUGCGAGCUCGGCAAAUUCCAGCGGCCGAUCAACAAAUGGGUGCCUACUUACGACAUGACGCCUUUUGUCGAUUACGGUCCAGACUAUGUAAGGCACUAUUUGCUGCAAGAAUCGAAGACAGUCCGCGACAGGUGGCGCGCGGCUUUUCUCUUCGCGAAGCAUGCGAACAUGGAGGAAAAUGCAGCACUUCGUUCAGAAAAAUACGGCCUCGAGUUUCAAAUCAUGAAAUGGUCGCAAGACGAAGCUCAGCCGGGAAAGAGCGCGAAGUACACGUCUAACGAAGCCGCCAUCGCCAACAUUGAGAAAAGUCUCAAAAUUGGAAAGAAGAAGAAGAAUAAGAAGUCCAAAAAAUAG
Molecule: messenger RNA, 3342 nt
Organism: Oikopleura dioica
Lineage: Eukaryota; Metazoa; Chordata; Appendicularia; Copelata; Oikopleuridae
Source: the annotation of a GenBank genome assembly